AUGACUGUUGUGUUAUUGCACAUUGGAGUUUUGUACAUUGGAUCCACAGAUUCUGUUCAGCCCUCUGAUCUGAGGGUCGUUCUGGUGGGGAAGACAGGAACAGGGAAGGGUGCAACAGGAAACACCAUCCUGGGGAAACCAGGGGCCUUUCUCGCGGAACCUUCUCCAUCCUCUGUGACGAUCCGUUGUUCCAAACAAACCGGUCACUACGACAACCGAACCGUCCACGUUAUUGACACCCCGGGGGUCUUCGACACGAAGAUGAUGCCAGCUCAGCUGAAGGUGGAGAUGGAGGAGUGUGUGUAUCUGUCCUCCCCCGGUCCUCAUGUGUUCCUGCUGGUCAUCAGUCUGAGAGGCAGGUUCACAGACGAAGAAAGGAACGCCACCAAGUGGAUUCAGGAGAACUUCGGAGAAGAAGCUUUAAAAUACACCAUGAUACUUUUCACCGGGGUCGACGAUCUCAAGGGAACGGAGCUUGAAGAUUUCGUAAAGAAAAGCCCUGACCUCGAGGAAGUAGUCAGGAGUUGCGAGGCGGGGUACGUUGCAUUCGACAACACGCGCAGAGACAACCGCACGCAGGUGGCGGAGCUGUUGGAGAAGGUGGAGGAGAUGGUGCAGUGGAACGGAGGAGAACACUACACCCACCAGAUGUACGAGGAGGUGCAGAGGAAGAGGAGGGAAGCUGAGACGUGGAGGCAACGAGGGGAGAUGAUGCAAUCUGUCGGUAACGGUCUGCUAAUGGCUGCUGCUGGAGUAGCGACUGUGGCGUGUCCGCCUGUGGGAGGCGUGGCCUUGGUGGCAGGGGAGCUCGCGAUUGGUGCCAGGUUGGGGGCGGCGCUCAUGACUGUUGGAGGCGGGGUUUCUAAGUACCUGGGCAGCUGGAUGAAGCCAAAGGCUGAUAGACAGGGUAGGCCCUAA
Osmerus eperlanus (European smelt) is the source of this 918-nucleotide messenger RNA. RefSeq names its product GTPase IMAP family member 2-like. Lineage: Eukaryota; Metazoa; Chordata; Actinopteri; Osmeriformes; Osmeridae. The record is from RefSeq and is a predicted model, not a curated record. Gene Ontology annotation, molecular function: GTP binding.